CCACAAAUUAUUUCGGGAAAUAAAAAGUCUUAAAUACUUUCAAAAAUGGCUGAGGCCGCCGAGUACAAGCCUGGCGACUUGCCAUACAAAGAGCAAGAUGAUCGAAAACAGUUUUGCAAGUUUCACUACAAAGGCGUUCUCAUCGUGGUCAUUCCCCUCGUGUUUGCCCCGAUUCUGCUGGCAGAGAAUGUAUUGGUAUCUCGGUUUAUAUACAUUACAAUAUGCCUGUAUCUGUACUACAUCCUCAACGUUAUGGCUCAAGGCGCAACUGCUUUUCUCUACAUUACAUUCAUUCCUGUCUUGGGCAUCGCGGGCUCUGGCCCCGUCAGCAAUUCGUAUUAUACAGACCUAAUAUUUCUGACAUAUGGCAGCGUCAUUAUGGGCGUCAUGAUGGACUCUUCGAAGCUCAGUGAACGUCUCGCAGUAAUAGUUAUCAAAAUUUGUGGUUCCAACAUCAGAGUUUUUCAGAUAUUUCUGGUCCUUGUCACUGCGCUGUCAUCCGUUCUGGUUAACUCCACACUCAUUGCGGCCUUUUGGAUGAAGGUGGCUCUAGCUGUGAUGACUGAAUUCAACGAGGCUGGUGUUGUUAAAAUGUACUCCGACGAAGAGCCCUACGAGCGUGGAUCUAAACCCUAUCCGUCGCGUCCUGCAGUGGGCAUUUAUUUAACCGUGUGCUAUGCUUCCACCCUGGGGGGCAUGAUUUCGCCACUACAGGAUCCCAAUGAAGCUCUGAUCGGCAUUUUUAAUAAGAAUUUGAAGGGAAAGGUCGGCGCUGGAAGCUUCCUGGUGCUGUUAAUUGCUCCGAUGAUUCUUAGCAUGAUCGUAUUGAGUCUUUGGAUCAGUUGUAUGUUCCUCGGACUAGCGGGGGGCAAAGUGAAGCAGGAGCUGGCCGAGGGUGCUGGCAAUAGGGACGGAUUCAAACAGGCCGUGGCCGAUAAGGGGGAGAAAAUGGGUCCCUGGACAAUCCACACCAAAUUGUCCCUCAUCCUGAUUCUUGUUACAUUUCUGCUAAUGAUGACGCGAAAGCCUGGCUUCAUGGAUGGCUGGGACACCAUAAGCAAGAAAACGACUAAUGGUCCCUCCGUCACAAUCAUUGGAAUGAGUAUUCUAUUCUUUGGCAUUCCCGCCAACUACAUGUUCUGCAAAUACUACAUGUGUCGCCAGCCCAAGAAGGAGGGCAGUGUGCCGUCGCUACUGGGCUGGAAGGCGGUGAAUUCCAAUACACCUUGGGGACACAUCUUCAUGCUGGCUGCCGGGUUCAGCUGCGUGUUUAGCGGCCAGAAGGCCGGUUUCUUUGAUUGGUUGGCGGACUCGGCGAAGAAGAGUAAAAUGAGCAAGGGAACCGCCUUGAUGUAUGGCUCCGCAUUGGGAGCCCUGAUGACUAUCCUAGCACCAGCCACCACCUUGGCUAAGCUCGGUGUCCCCAUUAUGUUUGGAGCCGGUAAGAACGUGGCCGUGCCAUUUGCGACUGCAUUGCACAAUCAGUUCAUGCUACCAACCAGUACACCAUCCAACACGAUUAUUGCCGGCUGGGGAAAUGUCAGGCCCUUUCAGUUUCUAUUGGGAGGCCUGGUACCCACCAUACUCAUGUUUGUCUUCAUUCUGGGCUUCACCAUGGCCCUAGGAGGAACUGCAUUCUCCGGUUAUUAAACCGAAUUCAAUACACAAACAGCAACCAAUAAAAUCACAAUCAGCAUCUAAA
This is a messenger RNA of Drosophila persimilis, 1702 nucleotides long. Its product is annotated as protein I'm not dead yet. Gene Ontology annotation, biological process: citrate transport; monoatomic anion transmembrane transport. Lineage: Eukaryota; Metazoa; Arthropoda; Insecta; Diptera; Drosophilidae. Gene Ontology annotation, cellular component: membrane. The coding region runs from base 46 to 1650 and encodes 534 amino acids. Gene Ontology annotation, molecular function: citrate transmembrane transporter activity; succinate transmembrane transporter activity. The transcript has 9 exons. The record is from RefSeq and is a predicted model, not a curated record.